AUGGUAUCUGAGACGCUAGAACCGCUCAAAAUUAAGCCCAAUGACAAGAAGCGGGUAGCCUACUUUUAUGACUCGGAUGUGGGCAACUAUGCGUACGGUGCAGGCCACCCCAUGAAGGCACAUCGCAUCCGCAUGGCCCACUCCCUUAUUAUGAACUACGGGCUCUACAAAGAUAUGGAAAUUUACCGGGCAAAGCCGGCCACCAAGCAGGAAAUGUGUCAAUUUCAUACCGAUGAGUACGUUGACUUUCUCUCACGAGUGACCCCAGACAACAUGGACCAGUUUGCCAAAGAGCAAGUCAAGUUCAACGUCGGCGACGACUGCCCGGUCUUUGAUGGUCUGUUUGAGUACUGUGGUAUUUCGGGCGGUAGUUCCAUGGAAGGCGCUGCUCGCCUGAACCGCCAAAAAUGUGAUAUUGCCGUCAACUGGGCCGGCGGGUUGCACCACGCAAAGAAGUCUGAGGCGUCCGGAUUCUGCUAUGUCAACGACAUCGCUCUGGGCAUUAUCGAGCUCCUGCGUUACCACCAGCGUGUGCUCUACAUUGAUAUCGAUGUUCAUCAUGGUGAUGGUGUGGAGGAAGCGUUUUACACAACCGACCGAGUCAUGACAUGCUCGUUCCACAAAUACGGCGAGUUCUUCCCCGGAACCGGUGAGCUGCGUGAUAUCGGUGUUGGGAAGGGUAAAUACCAUGCGGUGAACUUCCCACUAAGAGACGGUAUCGAUGAUAAGACUUACCACUCAGUUUUCAAGCCGGUCAUCAAAGCGAUUAUGGACUGGUAUCAGCCGGGUGCCGUUGUAUUGCAAUGCGGUGGCGAUUCACUUUCGGGUGACCGUCUUGGUUGUUUUAAUCUGUCCAUGUAUGGCCAUGCCACCUGCGUGGAGUACGUUCGCUCGUUCAACCUCCCCAUGCUUGUCGUAGGCGGUGGUGGAUAUACCAUGCGCAACGUAGCCCGCACCUGGGCCUACGAAACCGGUGUGUGUGUUGGCAAAGAAAUGGAAGCAGAGUUGCCCUACAACGACUAUUAUGAGUAUUAUGGACCAGAUUACCGGUUGGAAGUCCGACCAUCUAACAUGCAAAAUGCAAACUCUCCCGAGUAUCUCAACAAGAUCCUGACCCAGGUCUUACAGAACCUCGAGCGAACCAAGUUUGCUCCAUCAGUACAGAUGCAGGCAGUCCCCCGUGAUGCAGAAGAAGAUUCCAAGGAUGAUGAAGACUCGAACGAAGUAAAAGAAGCCAAGGGUGGUACGCUCGAAGAACGCGACAAGCAUGUCGCCCCGGCAAACGAGUUUGAGGAUUCAAUGGAUCUCAGUUAA
Wickerhamiella sorbophila is the source of this 1314-nucleotide messenger RNA. RefSeq names its product Histone deacetylase RPD3. Bases 1 to 1314 code for a protein of 437 amino acids. The transcript has a single exon. NCBI's taxonomy places the organism in Eukaryota, Fungi, Ascomycota, Dipodascomycetes, Dipodascales, Trichomonascaceae. Gene Ontology annotation, molecular function: histone deacetylase activity. The record is from RefSeq and is a predicted model, not a curated record.